Molecule: messenger RNA, 627 nt
Organism: Biomphalaria glabrata
Lineage: Eukaryota; Metazoa; Mollusca; Gastropoda; Planorbidae
Exons: 4
Coding region: 5-580 (191 amino acids)
Source: RefSeq, a predicted model, not a curated record
CAAAAUGAGUAGCAAAGUGUUGUUCUUGGCCUUUGCCCUCUGUGCUACGAUGAUGGUCCUCGGUGUUAAGUGUGAGGAAGAAGAGGUAACAACACCUGCAAGUGAGUCCAUCGAGGAUACAGAGGAUGACGCUGACUUUGAAGCUUUCUCUGAGUAUAUUAACUCCGCAGUGAAGACCUUAAGCCAGAGUACCGGUACAGGUCCUUCUGGCAGACGUGACCUGGCAAAGAGGGGAUGGUUGAAGAAAGUCUGGCAAGCUGCCAAACCUUUAAUCAUCACAGCCGCGGUUAAUGCCGUCGGGAAAAGAUCUGCUGAAGACGAGAUGAACUUUAAAAACUUGGCUCUGAGAGUACCACAAAAACGAGGCUGGCUGAAGAAUAUAUGGGAUGAAAUCAAACCUUAUUUUUUUAAAUCAGUAGCGGAGAUUCUGGAGGACGCUAUCAAAUACAAGAGGGCGCCAGGAGAAAAGAAGAAUUUGGCUUGUACUGAAGAAGAGAAGCAGAAGUACUUAGAAAUCAAGAACGCAGCAGACGAUCUGUGUGCUCUGGCAGACAUUACCAAUGUUUACAAAUGUCAGUAAACAUAAUGACAUCAGGGAAUAAAUUUGGUAACCUGGCCUAAUGUUGA